Molecule: messenger RNA, 1737 nt
Organism: Microthlaspi erraticum
Lineage: Eukaryota; Viridiplantae; Streptophyta; Magnoliopsida; Brassicales; Brassicaceae
Source: the annotation of a GenBank genome assembly
AUGGAAGCCAUCACGAGUUUUGGACCGACAUUUGGAUCUCAGUUCUCUCUUCGUUCCCGUACGAACUCAACUUGGGAAAGCAAACUCUCUCGCUCUCUACGGACGUCGUCUAAGCCUGGUAAGCUUGUUCGUUUGAAGGCAACUCCUCCUACACACACUUUUGUUGAUCCAGAAAGUAGUCGCACAAGUGUGCGGCCUCAUACAAACUCAGCAUACCUUUCACCUUCUCAAUGGGGAGAUCUCUUUCUCUCUCUUUCCGAUGAUGUCUCAGAAAUGAAUGCGCUAGAGAGAGAUUUUGAGACACUAAAGUCAAAAGUGAGAGAAACCUUCAUGUCUCGUUCCCAAGGAAUAGAGGAGUCCAAGACAAGAGUAGAUGAUAUGAUGAUCGGUGAAGAUGAUUUGUACAAAGUUUCCAUCAUUUUUUGGGUUUUCAGGACAUACGGUCACAACAUGUCUUCCGAUGUGUUUAAAAGAUUCCAAGGGAACAAUGGCAAGUUCAAGGAAUCCCUUGUCGGGAAUGUGAAAGGUAUGCUGAGUUUGUAUGAGGCCGCACACUUGGGGACAAGAACAGAGUCCAUAAUGGAUGAAGCAUUGAGUUUUGCCUCGAGCCACUUGAAGAAGUUAUCUGGAGGUGGGAAUCUUCCAUUUCAUAUGUCAAGGCAAAUUGAAAAUGCUCUACAUAUAUCUCAGCAUCGGAACUUAGAGCUGGUAGUUGUAGUGGAAUUUAUCCGGUUCUACGAACAAGAAGUUGAUCAUGAUGAGGUGCUACUCAAGUUUUCAAAACUCAAUUUCAAUUUCCUACAGCUCCAUUACCAACAAGAACUUGAAAUUCUUACAAAGUGGAACAAAGACAUGGACUUUGCAUCGAAUUUGCCGCCUUUCUACAGAGACAGAAUCGUGGAGAUGCAUUUCUUUAUGCCAGCGAUGUUCUUUGAGCCACAGUCCUCACGCGCGAGGAUUAUGAUCACUAAGUUCUACGCGCUAAUGACAAUUAUAGAUGAUACGUAUGAUAGAUAUGCCUCUAUUCAUGACGCUGAAAGCCUUACUGAUAGCUUGGAAAGGUUGGAUCCUGAUGAUGCAAUGGAUAAACAACCAGAUUACUGCAAAUUCAUCUUUAAAUUUAUAAUGGAGACUUUUAAAGAUUUUGAAAGUGAAUUUGGGUCUGACAGUAUGAAACCUACACUAGAAGAGUUCAAGGCACUUUUGAAAGGAAGCCUAAACCUAGCCAAAUGGGCACAAGCGAGUCAUGUGCCAAGUUUUGAGGAUUACCUGGAGAUUGCUGAGGGUGAGCAUACUGUAUGUACGUCUAUGGCAGCUAUUUUAAUGGGAAUGAAACAGAUUCCUACUCAUGAAGCUUAUGACUGGUUCAAAUCCAAACCUAAACUCGUACGAACGUUAGGUAUAAAAGCGCGUCUAAUGAAUGACAUAAUCGGCUUCAAGGAUGACAUGGAUAGAGGAUAUGUCUCUAAUGGGAUAAAUUGUUAUAUGAAUCAAUAUGGUGUCACCGAAAAGGAGGCCAUUAGAGAGCUUAGAAAAAUGAUUACAGAAGCUGAUAAGAUCCUAAACGAGGAAAUCUUGAAGAACAUCAUUGUACCACGCAGAGUAUGGAAUGUGGCUCUCGGUAUAGCACGCGCCGUGAAUUUCACUUGCAGUGCAAGUGAUGAUCAAUAUAACAAUCCCAAAGGAAAAAUAAAGGAGUAUAUCAUUUCUUUGUUCGUCAAAAAGAUCCGCCUUUGA